Molecule: messenger RNA, 2310 nt
Organism: Cladophialophora carrionii CBS 160.54
Lineage: Eukaryota; Fungi; Ascomycota; Eurotiomycetes; Chaetothyriales; Herpotrichiellaceae
Exons: 1
Coding region: 1-2310 (769 amino acids)
Biological process (GO): double-strand break repair
Cellular component (GO): site of double-strand break; nucleus
Source: RefSeq, a predicted model, not a curated record
AUGGCAACCCAGACUCCUGGCAGUCAAUCCACGGCCCCCGUCCAUGAAUUCCGCUGUCUCUACACGCGCGACCUACACAAAAAGUCCAAGAAAUGGCACGAUGGCUCGGUCCGCUUCCACACGUUCAAUCGACGCGUCAUGGCCUACGAUGACUCGCGGACCUUUAUCGACGCUGUGCACUACAGGCAAGAGGAGGAAUUCGCUGAAGGCGUGGAGAUACGGCUCGGCCGUGGUGUUCUGGUGGAAGUUGGAGAGCGCCUGGGACAGACACAAACCGAUCUGGCUCCCAUCCUCGACAGACAGCGUGCAGAGAAGGGCCCAUCACCUCGGAGACAGCCUCUCUCACGCGCGAACCGACUACAGGCGACUGCAUCUUCUCAGCGGCCGAAGUCGCUCAGUGAAGUACUAGGGCCGUCCCAAGGUCGAUUGGGACGCGCAAGGAUUCUAUAUCAAUCGCCCUACGAGCAGCGAUACACCUCUGCCCGCGGAGAGCAACCUGAACCUUCCCCAAAACGACAAAGACUUUCCAGCGACAAGGAAAACCGUUUGGAUGAAGGACACCCGUCCAUUAGACCUGCAAGACCCAGCUUACCUCAGCCGAAGCAGCCGAGUAAGCCGAUCCCGCAUCCGAGUCGUCCGAAUGAGCCUCCCAUCGAGUUCGAGGAGGUCCUUGACCUUUCAGCGGACGACGAGCCCAAACGACACCCACCGAAGCGUGUAAGGUUAACUGCAAAAUCUAAGGAAACCCACAAAGAAGCUCCUGAGACGCCUACGCUUACCUCUGGAUCCUCACAUCCGAGGUCGACUAGUUUGGUCCGCCCUGUUGAUCAUGCGGUACAAGCGGGCAAGGAUAAAGGGAGCGGGAAGAAACCGGAGCACUCUUCGAACUCGAACAAGCCCUCAACAAGAACACAUCCCAUAACUUCGCGGUCCUCGUCCACUAAAACCGCCAGACUCCUUCUCAGCCGACCCAAACCAAGGCAAAAAUUGACAUGCGUACUCCCGUUUUCAUCUGGUCCAUCUAGAGGGGCGCCUGUAGAUCGUCCGCUCCUCCCAUCGCCAUGUCGAAAGACGGUUAGCACUUCGCUUUCGCCUACAGCCAAAGCUCUACACUUAGACACCGACGGUCAGACAGUUGCAGAUGACCCUAUACGGACAAUACAGUCGCCAAAUUGUCAUUCCAGUAUACGCGAGCAACAAUUGUCACCUCACCAUGGCAUCUCCAGCCCCCUGUUCAUGCCUGAGGACAAUGUCGACCCGAAAUCCCCUCCGCCUAGCAGGGUCUUCACGCAAGAAGAGUUCCACUUCUCGGACAUUGAACACAGCGAGACUUUCGAAGACCUGAGUGCAGUGGGUAUCUCGCUCCGUUCGGUACGUGCAGGAGGGACACAGAACUCACCACAAAACGGAGCGGAAACGGAAAGGGGAAAUGGGCCAGCAGGGCGGACUGGGUCAGAUGCGCAGCUUGAGCCUGAGCCCGAGGAUGAAGCAGAAAGCCCGUCAGUGGCAAAAGCAGAAGAUCAUGUGCAAUCCCAAAGUUUGCAGAACCCAGAGGAAGCGGAGAUCGGGCAGGAUGUGGAUGAGACCGGAUCCAGAAGUCGGGCGGAAAUAGUCGACACGGUGGAGUUUGGUGAACAAGAAAAGGUGGCCGAACCGGAACCUGAAACACGUCCUGCACCGAAAAUGCUUGUCAUCAAGGAGAGACAACCCGAGGCAGGGAAAGGGGUCGGCAAUCAUGAGCAGGCUGAGACUCGACGAAUCCCUCAACUAUGCAUCAAUAAUGUGCACCAGCCUUUCACAUAUCGCGCUGGGGAUCGCUUGCUUGUCCAGAAUCAGCCUACUCCUGCAUCGGGCCACACUGCUGGCUUUCAGGGACGAUCGUUCCGACGAGUCCUCUCCGAGAACGAUGCGUUGGACGACGAGGAUCGUACUCCGGUCCCCCCGCCCGAUGUGUCCGACCCGAGACACCCACUGGGAUUACUGGAGAAUCUGACACUGAGGAGAAGUUCGGCGAAGUCCAGGAGCCCAAGCAAGGUGCAACGGUGUGCCUCCGACACGUUGGCUUGCGACACUGCAGAGCAAUAUGUUUCGAGGCCACCAGCACAGGGCUCAAAGGGACCUACAGGACCCUGGACUGUGGAGGAAGCGUUUCUCUUGUUUGACUGGUGGCCUGCUGAGAUGGAAAAGCCGGGAUAUUGGAUUGACACGACGAUAGAACCUGUAUCGCGUGCUUCCCGGGAGCCUCACGGCAAUUGGGGUGGCAUAACGACGGCGCGCCAGUUCCUGCGUGACGAUGUACAUGCGUUAUGA